This is a messenger RNA of Lathyrus oleraceus (garden pea), 1172 nucleotides long. RefSeq lists its product as uncharacterized. NCBI's taxonomy places the organism in Eukaryota, Viridiplantae, Streptophyta, Magnoliopsida, Fabales, Fabaceae. The transcript has a single exon. Bases 253 to 1041 code for a protein of 262 amino acids. The record is from RefSeq and is a predicted model, not a curated record.
UGAUAAAAGAAGAUGGAUAGUGGGUAUAGCUUUGCCCCCACACCAUGCAGUGAUCAUUCAAAGAGACUUUGAUAAAGCCUCUCAACAUAACAAAGCUUUUCAGUCUCUACUUUAUAUAGUCACUAGAAACUAGUAAAAUACAGAACUUAUCUUCAACCAUAGAAGUCAUUCUCAAAAUCUCAUCUUCUUUGUUUUCUUCACACUUUAAGAGGAUCAUAACAUGUGUAGUAGAAGCCAUUUUUUGAAGAUAUCAUGCAUGGAAUGAGAAGCAGCUUCCUUAGAAAAAUGAAACUCAUUCCAACAAAAACAAACAUGAAACAAGGCCUUGUUUUUCAUCUCAACACCACAGAUAUGUUUUGUAUCCAAAAAUGUCCAACUUCACCAUUCUUUGAUGACCACAAAGGAAACGAUUCGAGGUGGACGUCGGCUCAGUCCGGAACAGGAAACAAUCCUGAUGGAAGUGAGAAGAAUAAUGAUGAUAAGAUACAUCAUUUGGAGGGACAAGCAUUCAACUUCAAAUUAGCUACAAAAGAGUAUCCAUCUCUUAAAAGUUUUGAAGAAAAAUGUCCACCUGGUGGAAGCAACUCAAUCAUUCUUUACACAACAAGUUUGAGAGGAAUAAGGAAAACAUUUCAAGAUUGCAACACAAUCCGUUUCUUGUUGAGAAGUUUAAGAAUAAUGUACCAUGAAAGGGACGUGUCUCUACAUUUGGAAUACAGACAAGAAUUGUGGAAUAUAUUGGGAGAGAAAGUGAUUCCUCCGAAGCUUUUUAUCAAAGGAAGGUACAUUGGAGGAGCUGAUGAAGUGAUUGGAUUGAAUGAAAUGGGCUGGCUUGCAAAGAUGUUGGAAGGAACACCAACUGUUGUUUCUAGUGAUUCUCUUUGCAUUGGUUGUGCUAACAUGGGAUUUACUAUUUGUUCGACAUGUUGUGGAAGUUGUAAGGUCUUCAUCAACAAUGGUGACAGCAGCAACAAUGAAUGUUUCCUUAGAUGUCAUGAUUGCAAUGAAAAUGGCCUUGUCAAAUGUCCCAUUUGUUGCUAGAAAUUGAUAUUUACUAAAAUGGCCCAAAAUUUAAUUGAUAUUACUAAAAUGGCCCAUUUGUUGCAUGAAAACAAAAUGUUAACCUGGUUUUUAUAGUAUAUUCUUGUAAUAUAUAUUUAAUUUUCCUUAGA